Saccostrea cuccullata (small rock oyster) is the source of this 13616-nucleotide messenger RNA. Its product is annotated as hemicentin-1-like. Gene Ontology annotation, cellular component: axon; neuronal cell body; plasma membrane. Gene Ontology annotation, molecular function: calcium ion binding; axon guidance receptor activity. The coding region runs from base 228 to 12665 and encodes 4145 amino acids. The record is from RefSeq and is a predicted model, not a curated record. Lineage: Eukaryota; Metazoa; Mollusca; Bivalvia; Ostreida; Ostreidae. Gene Ontology annotation, biological process: homophilic cell-cell adhesion; synapse organization. The transcript has 68 exons.
AGAUCAAGUGUUCACAUCUCUAUUUAAUUCAUCAUCUAAUUAGUUUAAAACAAUUAUGGGUCUUAUCAUUGCACCCACAAACAAGGCGGAAUUCUCUCAGUGUAAACUAAGCAUGUAAAGAGGACUGAAGGAUGUAUGCAAGUAUUUGGAUGUAAAUUUCCUUCUGUUUUCCAUGAAAACUUCUAGGAACUAAUAUUUUGUUUUACAUAUAUCUUACGCUAUUGAGGAUGUGUAACUGCUUGCGACAGUGUGUUUUGGUGACGGUUUUGUUAACUUUCUCGGCCGUUGUAGCCCCCCAGGAUGAUGUGCCCCCCGGGGCUGCUACUCUGGCCUUUGUGUUCGACAUAACCGGGUCUAUGUAUGACGACUUGGUUCAGGUCAUCGAUGGGGCAGCUAAAAUAAUGGCUACAACGCUCGCCCGUAGAGAAAAACCUCUAUAUAAUUAUGUACUCGUACCAUUCCAUGAUCCAGAUGUUGGUCCUAUUGUGAUAACGAAGGACCCUGAUGAAUUCCAGAGUGAGCUGCGUAACCUGUACGUCCAGGGGGGCGGGGAUUGUCCGGAGAUGAGUGUGAGGGCGAUCAAAGAGGCGCUGGACGUGUCCCUCCCUAACUCCUACAUCUAUGUGUUCACGGACGCCUUAUCUAAGGAUUUCUACCUUGGAGAGGAGGUCCUAGCCCUCAUACAGCAAAAGCAGAGCCAGGUUGUGUUCGUACUGACGGGGGAUUGUGGGAAUCCGCUCAGUCCCGGAUAUAAAGUCUACGAGAGAAUUGCUUCCACCAGUUCCGGUCAAGUUUUUCUGCUCAAAAAAGACCAAGUCAAUCAGGUGUUAGAGGUUGUACGCCUAACUGUUAAGGCCAGGAAGGUGAAUCUAAUGUCCGUGGACCAGGAGAGAGCUAACUCCCAGUUUAUACAGAUUCCUAUCGACUCCAGGCUCCAGGAGUUCACCGUAUCUCUUAGUGGCUCAAACCCAAAACUCCGACUCUACAACCCUAAAGGUGAAGAGGUGACUGUCCAGAAUGGUCUGUAUGAACUACUGGACAUUAAGAAUGUUAAGGUGGUCAAUGUCCGAAGUCCUGACCCCGGGAUGUGGCGACUCCGUGUCGACAGUGGCAGUGCGCAUACUUUGAGAGUGACGGGACUGAGCAAAAUCGACUUCGCCGCGGGAUUUGCCAAAGAAAAACCACGCAAUAUAGCAACUACAGAGUUACGGCCCUUGGAAGGUGUCCCGAGUUAUGUGCUAGUCAACACCACUGAUCUCGAUGCCCCCGGUCACUUACAGAAGCUGCAGCUGGUCAGUCUGAAUGGCAUCGUUCUGUCCGAGUAUCCUCUCCAAGUGGACACAGGCCUCAAAAAUAUAUACGGGACAGAGGCUUUUAAACCUCCAUCUAAUUACUUCUAUGUCAAGGUUGUAGGAGAAGAUGACCGAGGUCAUGUAUUAUGGAGGACGACGCCCACCGCUAUUAGUCCCCGGACCCCUGACCCACCCAUUGUGUACAUGCCGGAGAUAACACGGAGUUUCUACCACUCAACGGCUACCAUAGUAUGUACGGUGGAGUCAGUCAUUCCAUUCACUGUCCAGUGGUACAAGAAUGGAAGGAAGGAAGGAUCAGAGGUUCUUUUCCAAGAGUCGAGUGAUGCUACUUAUCAGAUUUCUACAGCUAGUGCCCGUGAUGAAGGCAUCUAUACAUGUAAUGCCACAAGUCGCUCCGGAAGUACGGCUAGGACCACUCUACUGGAUAUCAGUGAGCCCCCGCCAGAUAUUGCCCCCACUGUUAAUGUGUCAGUGUUACCUGGAGACAGUGCUUCGCUGGUCUGUACCGUAUUUAGCACAGUCCCGUACAAUGUCACAUGGUACGGGCCUCGGGGACUCGUCCGUAAUAAUCAGCAGUACAUUAUCUUUAAUAAUGGAUCAUUAAUCAUAAGGUCUGUUGAUUUGAAAGAUGAAGGACAAUAUGUCUGCAGAAUUGGAAACGAAGGGGGUUAUGCUCAAGAAAAAGUGUUCCUGAGAGUUCAAGUGCCACCGAACGUUUACAUCAAACCUUCCCAGCAGACCUUUGAGGUUCGUGACAGUUUGACAUUGAAUUGUUACGCUGACGGAUAUCCUCUGCCGUCUUAUUAUUGGCUGAGGGACGGAGCGCUGGUCAUCCCUAACAACAGAAUUUCUAUAAAUAACAACCAGCUGACCUUCACCAACAUGGUACGGAGUGACGGCGGGGACUACACCUGUCUGGCAGAGAACCUGGCGGGGGAUGACACAGCUAAAGCAACACUGCAGUACAUAGAAAGACCUCAGAUUGAUAUGUAUGAGAAGAAAGUGUUGGUUGGAAGUGGAGACACGGCCACGCUCCAGUGUUCUGCCAAAGGUAUCCCCCCGCCUGAUAUCCACUGGUUUAAAGGGGAACUGGAGUUGAAUCAGUUGUCCUAUGUAAAGAUAGCAGCUAACGGGGACCUGUCGAUUCUGGGGGCCCAGGAGCAGGAUGAGGGGGACUACAUGUGUAUCGCCACCAACACUGCAGGAAGUGACUCGGUCAUUGUCAACCUAGAGGUCGGAGCUGAUCCUAGGAUCACUAAGGCCCCGUUUAACAUGGGAGCUGACAUCUCCACUAACACAUCUCUUCCCUGUGAGGCGACAGGUGACCCCUCCCCCAGGAUCUACUGGCUCUUCAAGGGAAACCCCGUCAAAACAGGAGGACGCCUCAGGCAGGACAAGACUGGCUAUCUCUUCAUUGACAAUCUGAAGUACACAGAUGAAGGGAGGUACACUUGUGUUGCACAGAAUCAGUUUGGUAUGCAGGAGAUCUCAGCGUACCUCAGUAUCACUGGCAUCGUGAGCCCUGUGAUUGCCUACACUAACCCAUACCUUGACGUGGUGGAAGGGUCAGAGGUGGACCUCAGUUGUGUGGUCAUCCAGGGGAACCCCUCUCCCACCGUCCACUGGCAGAAAGGCUCCAAGGUGUUGGAGAGCAAUGAUCGUUUCAAUGUGACAAGACCAGGGGAAAUAACCAUUAAAAACAUUCAGAAGUCAGAUGAAGGAGACUUUAUUUGUGUCGCCACAAAUGUUGGAGGAAAUUCAACCUACUUUGUUACUGUUAAUGUCCAAGUGCCUCCACGUCACACUUUUCACAAUGAGGACGACAGUCAAGGUAACUUUACGGUCGUAGAGGGAGGGGGGAUAAUCCUGCCCUGCAGUGUUGAGGGUGAUCCCCGCCCAACCAUUGCCUGGUAUAAGGACGGGAGUCCGAUCUCGCUGACAGACUACCACUACUUUAUCAGGGAGGACGGAAGUCUGGAGAUCUUCAGUGCUGAUCCUCAGGACAGCGCCACCUACAGGUGUACUGCCUCUAAUGUGGCGGGAGAUGUCGAUAAAACCGUGCAGCUUUUCGUCCAAGUGCCCCCGGAGAUUGAGGGGGCAGAGACAGAGGAGUACACCAUCACCACAGGGGAGACAAUCGUGCUGCCAUGUGUCGUGAAAGGAAAACCCACCCCCGCGGUCUCAUGGAGGAAGAACUUUGUCCGAUUCUCGCCGGAGUCCUCGGAGCGUUUCCUGUCCAGUAGCCUCGGUUUGACGAUCUUUACUGCGGAGGUCUCAGACCGGGCAAUCUACGAGUGUGUUGCCAGUAAUGUGGCAGGGGAGACAACCAAGAUUAUCACACUUAUUGUCCAGAUCCCACCUACAAUCAGCUCUGAGGGGGAGAGGGAUUUAAUAGUCCUACAGGGGGAGCCAGCAUUCCUGAACUGUGACACACAGGGGGACCCAGAACCUCAGGUGACAUGGAAGAAGAAAGGGGUCAUUAUUGACCCCAGCAGUGACCCUGACAUAACCUUGACCCCCUUUGGAUCUCUGCAGUUUAGCUCUGUGAAGAUUCUGGAUGAUGGGAGAUAUGACUGUAUUGCCUCUAAUCCUGCAGGUUCCGCAACGAAGAAUUUCACUCUUAUAGUACACGAUCCCCCAUCUCUCCCUCCCUUUGUAUCCAACUUCACCCAAGUGAUUGAGAACAAUGCGGUGACCAUUCCUUGUCCCGCGGUGGGGACCCCGCGCCCCGUCAUCAGGUGGUAUAAAGAGGACGUUCUACUGACUGGUGAUGAGAGUGGAGUUACCUUCCUUGACGACGGAGCCCUAGAGCUGGACAAUGUGGGAGCUGAGGACACCGCGGUUUAUAAAUGUGUGGCUUCUAAUCCAGCAGGGGAGAUAGAUCACUCAGUAGCGCUCCAUGUACUUAUUCCACCCAGACUGAUAGAUGGGGCAAUCAAUUUAUCUCUGGGAAGUCCUCUGAAGACCACGGCAGUAGUUAACAGCACGGUGUCCUUCCAUUGUCCCCUCCACGGGGAUCCGAAGCCUGUCAUCACGUGGCAGAAAAACGGGGAGGAUCUAACAGCGGACGGGGUGAGGGUGUUUAUCUCAAACGAGGGACGGAAUCUGACUAUCGUGAAUGUAGAGGUGUCAGAUCAAGCUCGGUACAGAUGUACUGCCAUGAAUGAAGCUGGGGAAACAGACCUUUCAUUUCCUCUAGAUAUUUUAGUUCCCCCUAUCAUUGACUACAAUGCCCUCAGCCCCAGUAACCUCUCAGUGGUGCUGGGUAACUCCUUAUUCAUCCUCUGUCCAUUGUCCGGAAUCCCACCUCCUACGAUCACGUGGUACAAGAAUGAUGAGGUCAUCUCCCCUGAGUUGGACCGAAACCUUCGGUUGUUUGCAGCCGGGCAGCGCCUGGAAUUAACCAGUGCGCGAGUGAGGGACACAGGGCUGUACAGGUGUGAGGGGGUCAAUGUGGCCGGCAAGACUCAAAACGAAUAUGAAGUACAGGUGUAUGUGCCCCCCUCCGUUCAGAGGGAGGGGGAGAUAGACCACCCUGAGGUUGUAGCGGGUCGGUCCAUUCAGUUGACCUGUCCCGCUUCUGGGAUCCCCCAGCCAGACAUUUCCUGGUUCAGGGCCAACCAGGCCAUCAGGGGGAACUCCACAAACUACGUCCUACUGGACGAUGGCUGGACACUGUCCAUACUGAAUGCAUCAGAAGAAGACUCGACAAGGUUUACAUGUCGGGCUAUAAAUGUGGCAGGGAGCAACGAGAAAGCUUUUGAUCUUCAGGUGCUAGUUCCUGCCUAUAUACAGCGUGACAAGAUAGAAACAGAGCCUAAGGUGAUCCUCAACAGAACACUGGUCCUGAACUGUCCAGUGAGGGGGGUCCCUACCCCAGACAUUACCUGGUACAAGGAGGGGAUCCUCCUAGACUUCUCUAACAGCCCCAGGGUGGAGGUUCUGUCCUCGGGGAGACAGCUCCGGGUCCCCAAUGUACAGCUCACUGACGGUGGAACGUAUACGUGUGAGGCCACAAACAAAGCAGGAGCAGACAAACAGGACUAUCAAGUACAAAUACAAGUUCCAAGCAAGAUAAAUGAAUUCAGGACAAACGUGAAGCCGCGAGUAAUUGUCAAUAAUCCCCUGACUAUCACGUGUCCAGCGUCCGGCGUCCCUCCCCCGGUCAUUACCUGGUACAAGGAUGGAGAGAAGAUCAACAUCACAGCCAACGAGAACAUCCAGGUGGACAAGGACGGACAGGAACUGACCAUCAAGGUCACCGGGGUCAAGGACACAGGGUCAUACAGCUGUGAGGCCUGGAACGAAGCAGGCGUGGCUAAACUGGACUUUGGUGUCUUUGUUGAAGUUCCUCCAUCCAUAUCUGCUACUGAACCAUACCCUAAAGUAAGGGAGGGGGAGGAGAUCACCAUACGAUGCCCCGCCACUGGGACCCCAGAGCCCGAGAUAACGUGGCUGAAGGGUCGUCAACCAAUCGACUUCUCCCUGACUUCUGGUCUAAGGGAGGAGAACGGGGGGAGAGAGCUUCAUGUACACAAUGCUAUAGUAGACUACGGGGGAAUGUACACCUGUGUCGCCUCAAACUCAGCGGGGGAUGACUCGGUUGACAUGGAGCUCGAGGUCUUGGUUCCUCCAGUAAUUGACAAAGGAAUCGAGAAAUAUACAGGGGUCACAAAAGGUCGUACCACCGUCCUUAACUGUCCCGCCCAUGGACUUCCUCCCCCCAACAUCACAUGGUAUAAGGACGAUGCCCCCCUGGUCCUGGACAAACGUAUGGAGUUAUUGACGGGAGGUCUACAGCUGAAAAUCACCAACACCACGACUAACGACACAGGGACGUUCAAAUGUACCGCCGUGAAUCCUGCUGGGGAGGAUAGCCUAGAGAUGAGACUGGAGGUCAUGGUUCCCCCAUCUAUUGACGAGUCCAAUGUAGUGUACACACCCAAGGUGAUCCGGAACAGAACCGUGAUCAUAGAAUGUCCAGUGUCUGGGGUCCCAGAGCCGACCGUGACCUGGAAAAUCAACGACGGUCCGCUGAUUCCCAAAGACAGGAUCCACUUACUGAACAAUAACAGACAACUGACCAUUGACCAGGCUCAGGUAGCUGACUCUGCUACAUACAUGUGUAUAGCUGAAAACAAGGCGGGGGAACUACGCAAGAAAUUCCAGCUUGAAGUUCUAGUCCCCGCCCACAUUCUGACUGAGGUUGCCUCGGAUACAGAGUUAGUGACCAUUCAGAACCAGACCAUCAACAUUAACUGUCCAGCGAUGGGGAUCCCCCCGCCUUCCAUCAUCUGGACCAAGAACCGGGUCCCCCUACUGGACGCCUCCUACAGGAACCUGCGGGUCAAGGGCAACGACCAGGUUCUGGAGAUCUCUAACGCCCAGACCAGUGACGCUGGGAAGUACACAUGUACCGUGACUAACGUAGCGGGUCAGGAAAAAAGAGUGUUUAAUCUGCAGGUUCAUGUGCCUCCAUUUAUAGCCAGAUCUCAGGGGGAGGAGCUACAUGUAGCGGUGGAGGGCGGGACAGUCACUAUGAACUGUGAAGUGGGCGGGACUCCCGAACCUAUGGUCACAUGGCUUAAAGACGGACAGAUACUUAAUAUGGAGGACAACACACAUAUCCGAAUCCUCUCCGGGGGACAGAUUUUCCAGAUUUUAUCCGUCAGAACGACGGAUGCAGCCAAGUACACUUGUCAGGCAGAGAAUCAGGCCGGACUGACGGAGAAAUACUAUAAAGUAGAAGUUCAAGUGGCCCCCAGAAUCAAUGGUUCUCAGUUCCAGCAGAGGUCAGUGGUUGUAAACCAGCAGCUGGUCCUGUUGUGUGAGGCUGAGGGGAUUCCCCCUCCCAAGGUCACCUGGAUGAGACAUCAUCAGAUCAUCCCUCCUUACGGGAACCCUAGUGUCAGGAUCAGGGACCAGGGAAGACAACUCCUGCUGACUAACGCCCAGCUUCUGGAUGAGGGGGAGUACACUUGUCUGAUUACUAACCCAGCGGGGAAUGCUUCAGUGGAUUUCUCUGUGUCUGUACAAGUUCCUCCAUCCAUUGAGGAGGGACCCACACGAGUUGUGGGGAUUGUCAACACCAGAGUGGACCUCUCCUGUACCAGUAUAGGACUCCCCGUACCUCAGGUCAAGUGGCAGAAAAACGAGGAGGCGUUUCCCACGACGGGACUGAGACACAGAAUGUUAGUGGGCGGAUCACUAGAGUUCACCUCCGUGAGACUAGAGGAUGCUGGGAAGUAUGUCUGUACCGCCUCCAAUGAGGCCGGAAGUGACAGCAGGGCUAUCACACUUGAUGUUCAAGUCCCCCCUAAGAUAGUGGGAGACACCCAGCGGAGUAUGCAGGCUGUUCUUGGAGAUGACGUUUACCUCCCCUGUAAUAUGGAGGGAAGUCCUGAACCCACUAUCAUGUGGCAGAAAGGAACAUCAAUACUGACGGGGGGUCCAGAUCACUACAUAAUGUCGAACGGGACACUUUUAUUGCGGAGAACGGAUGAGAGGGACACAGGGAUGUACAUCUGUAUAGGACGGAACAAUGCAGGGACAGCCAUGUCACAAAUCUACCUCAGGAUGUUCAUUCCUCCUAAGAUCACAGAUGUAACACAGACCCAGUAUUCUGUACAGCAGGGUCGUAACAUCGUGUUACCGUGCCGGGCUGACGGACGACCGAGACCCCAGAUCUCGUGGGAGAAGGACGGAGAAAAACUCUCUGGAAGCUACCACUACAGAUUACUACGAUCUGGAUGGCUGCUGAUCCCUUACUCUAGACCAGAGGACACAGGCACCUACAGAUGUAUAGCCACAAACAAAGCAGGGACCGAUGAUGUCAGCAUCACUCUGACUGUGCAUGUACCCCCGAGGAUUGAGGAGGGACAUCGCCUUCUGACGGCCAAGGUGGGAUCAACAACCAGAAUACUGUGUAACACGACCGGUGAACCGCGACCAAGCAUCACUUGGUUAAAGGACGGUCGACUGAUCAGGUCCGGUGGUAAAUACCUGGUGGAAGACUCGGGAACACUCGUCAUCAGCUCACUAGACAAAGAUGACACUGCCAGUUACACUUGUACAGCUAUCAACGUGGCAGGGAGGGACUCCAUGGAUCGAGUCCUCAGGGUUCAAGAUCCACCCCAGAUAACUGUGGCCCCUCGUAGUCAGGAAGUCAUACAGAACAGUAGAAUUGUCUUGUCAUGUGCUGCCAUGGGAAUUCCAGUUCCCACAAUAACAUGGACCCUUAAUGGAAAACCUGUCCCAGCUUCUCCGAGUAUAAAUGGGCGGAGUUUCCUGUACAUCUACCACGCCCUCAGACAGGAUGCUGGGAUGUAUACGUGUAUCGCAGAGAACCCAGCGGGGAUCGAUACGGCCUCCGCUCCUGUCCUGAUGAAAGUUCCGCCCCAGGUGUCCGUCAUUGACAGUGAGGCCACGGUCAGUAUAGCGGACCAGGUGAUGUUGACCUGUUCUGUGGGAGGCGACCCUAACCCCGACAUCAGGUGGACAAAGAACGGCCGACCCGUAGAACUCAGUGACAGAAUCGUACAGCUGCUCAAUGGAUCUCUGGUCAUCUAUGACUCAACAAGUUCUGAUGCUGGAGAGUACAAAUGUGUGGCCUCGAAUGAUGCAGGGACAUCAGAGGGUGUGGCCAUGUUAACAGUUCAAGAACCUCCAAGUUUUAAGAUCGAGCCGACCAACAGGAGGAUAAACUUAGGGGACACCAUGGUGCUGGACUGUGUGGCAGAAGGGGAGCCCACUCCUGAUAUCUCCUGGUUACGGGGCUGGAAAGACAUUGAACAAGGAGAGAGAAUCUCUGUCCUACCCAACAACUCACUCAGGAUAUUAGCAGCUCAGCUGUCAGAUGCUGGUCUCUACAGAUGUAAGGCCGCCAACCGACUGGGAAUCACCAUUGUGGAGGCUAACAUGACAAUUGUGGUACAUGGUCGGUUUUCUCAGUGGACAUCCUGGGGGUUGUGUAGCAGUACCUGUGGGGUGGGGCUACAGUUCAGGACCAGGGAGUGUGACAGUCCCUCUCCCCGGAAUGGAGGGAGACAGUGUAUAGGAUCCUCCCUGGACUCCAAAACCUGUGUGUCAGGACACUGCCCAGUUGAUGGGGACUGGGGUAACUGGUUGCCAUGGCAGCCCUGCAGUGUGACGUGUGGAGAAGGGGAGAGAACUCGUGAGAGAGUGUGUAACAAUCCAGCCCCACUACACAGUGGUCUCCGUUGUCAGGGUCUGUCUACAGCCAGGGACAUCUGUAAUGAGGGGCUGUGUCCAGUGGCCGGUGGUUGGAGUGGAUGGGGAUCCUGGGGGGAGUGUAGUGUCUCGUGUGGGGAGGGAGUCCACGAGAGAAGACGACUCUGUGACAACCCACCCCCGAGAUACGGAGGACAACAUUGUCAUGGAGACAGGGUCCAGCUCAAAACCUGCUCUGUACAGCAGUGUGCAGUGGACGGUAUGUGGGGACAGUGGAACCACUGGACUUCCUGCUCUCAGAGCUGUGGGGGAGGAGUAAGAUCAAGGUUACGGAGGUGUGACAGUCCCGCCCCUGUCUAUGGAGGAUCAGCAUGUUCAGGUCGGGCCGCCCAAAGAGACUACUGUAACCCUGAACCCUGCCCAGUUCAUGGUAACUGGGCUGGGUGGGAGAGUUGGGGAGCCUGUUCUGUGAGUUGUGGGGUAGGACUCCAGAAGAGAUUUAGGACAUGUUCUAACCCGGCCCCCAGUAUUAAUGGUCGCCCCUGUAUAGGAUCGGGCGAGGACAGUCAGCAGUGUAACAGACCACAGUGUCCUGUGGAUGGUGAGUGGGGUGGUUGGGGUGCCUGGUCCCCCUGCUCUCAGACCUGUGGGGCGGGGUACAGGGAGCGUCGCCGUGCGUGUCACACACCUCGGUAUGGAGGUCGGUUCUGUGUAGGAGACGACAUACAGAGGGAUCUGUGUUCCCUUACUCCAUGUUCCAACUUGCCAACAAAGGCCUUUGGGACAUUGGUAGGAUACAUCAAUGGAGUUGACCUGACGGAUUCCACCAUUAAUGCUGUAAUGACACCAAGUGAGGAUGGGCAGAAUAUUAAGGUGGAAGCCACCAUCAAAGACUUACCUCCCUUGAUGGGGAGUAAUGUUCAACAUCUGGUGUCCGUACUGAGUCCCAUAUAUUGGGUGACAGCGUCAGAAAGGGGCGGGGCCAAAAACGGAUUCUCCCUGACAGACGGGAAAUUCUCUAAAGAUGUCCAGGUAGAAUAUGCCACAGGAGAGGUUGUAAAGAUGUCGCAGUAUUCUAAUGGUGUAGAUGAGGACGGGGUGUUACAGAUAGAUGUCAUUGUGAGGGGGGAGGUGCCUGACCUGUCACAGGGGUCAGGGGUAGAACUAACUCCCUACUACGAAAACUACAUACAAACUGGACAAGGGAACAUAUUUUCCCGAUCUUUCCGCACACUUAAGGUGGAUGGUCAUCUUUUGCCUUAUACAUGGAAUCAUUCCAUCACCUACGAGACAACAGAAAUAAUGCCGUACCUAGUGGAGACACUCCACACUAAGGACAUAACGACGUCAGUCAACCCGACAGGGGACCAGGUCAAAUUCACGCUGCUUACCAACAUAUCGCCAGGAAGUCCCAGUAACCAGUGCCCUUCAGGAUUUCACCUUGAUAACAGUGGACAGUUCUGUCUGGAUGAUGAUGAAUGUUUCCCUAACAACCCCUGCUCCCAUCAGUGUCACAACUCCCCGGGGAGGUUUGCCUGCUCUUGUCCCCGGGGGUAUGUUCUGGGUCCUGACGGACGGGCCUGUGAGGACGUGGACGAGUGUCGUCGGGACAACGGGGGAUGUAGCAGGGGGCAGGAGUGUCUAAACACGGCAGGGUCGUACCAUUGUGCUGUGAUCUGUAAGGCGGGGUACAGGAGGAAUCAGGACAUGUUCUGUAUAGACAUAGAUGAAUGUUCUGAGGAUCCUUUGAUCUGUGGACAGCAUUGUGAGAAUACAGCAGGAAGUUAUCAGUGUUCAUGUGAUCAGGGGUUCAAGCUCAAGUCCAAUGGCAGGUGUACAGAUGUUAAUGAGUGUACAGAGGGACUGUCUGCUUGUUCCCACAUCUGCAGGAAUCGGAUCGGAAGUUACCGCUGUGCCUGUCCCUCUGGCUUCAGACUCGCCUCAAAUGUCACCUGUCAAGAUAUAGAUGAAUGUAAGGAAGGAAUCCAUAGAUGUACAGAGGAACAGGAAUGUCAGAAUAUUGAGGGGAGUUACCAGUGUACUCAGAAAUGUACUGAGGGGUACCAAGAGGUUAAUGGGCGCUGUGUGGAUAUAGAUGAGUGUACCCUUAAUACUCAUCGUUGUUACUCCAAUCAACAGUGUCUCAAUACCCCAGGAGGAUACAGCUGUCAGUGUGAGAAAGGCUACAGGUCUACAGGCAUAGGACAGCCUUGUCUGGAUAUUGAUGAAUGUGCAGAAAAUCCAAGUAUAUGUGUUUAUCAAUGUCGAAACACCCAGGGCAGUUUUGUUUGUGUUUGCCCCCCAGGGCAGAUCUUACUGGCAGACAAACAGUCAUGUGCUGGGCUAGAGUAUCUGGAACCUGAUCCCGUCCAGAAUCUGCCAAAAAGUAGCCAUGGCUACCAGAAUUCAAAACCUUUAGGACAAAACCGUAGGCCUCAGAAUGGCUGUGCUCAUUCCAGAAAAUGUUUCAGACGAAGUAGAAGAUCACAAUGUCUGUCAGGGUUCAGAUUUAAUUCAACUUCUAAAACCUGUGUAGAUAUCAAUGAAUGCAGUGAGGAUCCAGGGAUUUGUCAACACAGCUGUAAUAACACAAUUGGAGGGUACCAGUGUGUCUGUCCCCCAGGCUAUAAGUUAGGAAGAAAUGGCAGGAAUUGUGUGGAUAUUAAUGAAUGCAUCACAUCCAGUAUUGACUGUGGACCAGAGAGGAUGUGCUUCAACAAGAGAGGUGAUGUCAGCUGUAUAGAUAUUCCCUGUCCUGAUAACUACACACGGGAUCCACUUACAAAAUACUGCGUGUUGGAGUGCGUGGAUUCUUCUCUAUGUCCAGAGGGCGCUAAGUAUGCUGAUGUCAUUGAGUUCCGAACUCUGGCUCUCCCUAGUGGAAUUUUACCUCAGCAGGAUUUAAUUAGACUCACUGUGUUGAAUCAGAAUAAUGUUAAAAUGACUAAGAAUGACUUCAUCAUACUGGAGAAUGACCCUAAAGUGAAUUUCCAGUUGAGGCUCCACGAGGGGUCAGGGAUUCUGUUCACAGAGCAACCCCUAGAAGAGCUAGAGACGUAUAAAAUCAAAGUGAGAGCCAAAUCUUAUAAUGCUGUAACAGGGGUCUUACAGUAUCAAACUACAUUUAUGAUUCAUAUAUCAAUUUCAGCAUACCCAUAUUGAUUAUAGACUGUGUACCUGUUUGAUUUUAUAUUAAUUUUUUAUAGUUGAUGAUUUCAUUUUGAUAAUGAAUGAUAAUUUUUUGUAUUUUUUUUUUGGUGGGGGGGGGGUCAUUAAGUGUAAAUGGCAUUUGUCUUUUCUACUUUAUGUGUGUGUGUGCAAUAAAUAUAGUAAUAAUUGAUGUGUACCACUAUUUUUUUUUCUUUGUGCCAUUCUUUGUACAUCUCCUGACAUAUAUGUAAAUAGCUUGAAAACCAAUGAAACAGGUACUAACUUAUACUAGGACAAAUAAUCAUGUUACUGAUUUAUAUAUACAGAUCAAUUGUUAUAUUUUAAUGAUCUGUCUUGACACUUGUGUAUGACGAUUUCUCAAUUAAUUGUUUUAAACCUCAUUCUAGUAUGUUGAACAUGUUCAGAAAAUAUACUGUAAACAAAAGAGUGUUAAUUGACUGUUUGUUUACCCUUCAGAAAACUGAGAGAGCUCAUUUUUUUUUUAAAUUUAAUAAUGAACUUGAUUUCAAUUUUAUUUUUAAAAGUUUUCUUUUUGCCAUGUAAAUAGACUUUUAAAAUGUUUCAAAUCAGACUUCAUUUUCCAUUGAAUUAUUAUAUACCUAAUGUGUAUCACUCAAUUUUACUGUUGAUUUUACGCAAUUACGUGACGUUUUGAUCCGACUUUCCGGAUCAUCAACUCGACGUGAUACGACCCUUCGGAUCAAGUAACUGUUUUAAUAAUAUAUAUUUAUCAUCCAAACUAACAGUAAGAGUGAGUUUUAAGAGCUGAUAAUGAAUGAACUGUUACCUGUGCUCUGUUUUAUGGAUAUCAAUUCCAUUGUGAUCAUUUUAAGUUGCUGAGUACUUUGAAGGCAUGUUGACUCAAAGGAAUUUAAAAUACAAAGUAGAGAUGAUCAGUUUGUGGAAGUGUCAGUAAUUUGUAAUAAAUUCUCUCCCACAUUA